Caenorhabditis bovis is the source of this 336-nucleotide messenger RNA. Lineage: Eukaryota; Metazoa; Nematoda; Chromadorea; Rhabditida; Rhabditidae. The record is from the annotation of a GenBank genome assembly.
AUGGAAGAUAUCGGCGAACUGGAAGACGAAUUGAUGCCGGAGAUGAGAUCGAAUGGAGACAAUCGAACACCAUUGAUAUCAUGGAAAGAGCUGGUCGACGUCGUCGUAGUGGAGCUCAUUGAGUUGGAGGAGCACGGACGAGAAGGAUGCUGGAACGAGAAGACUAAUAUGGUAGGAAGGGGAGGAAUCGAACCUGGAGGAGCCACUGCGCUGGCGGCAUUGGAAAAUGCGCCAGAAGCCGCGAUUCGCUCGGUGUCGUCCAUCACACUCAUCCUCUUCAUCGACUUCUUCGUAUUGUGCUUCGUCGACUUCUUGCCGGAUUUCAGCGUUUUCUGA